Acaromyces ingoldii is the source of this 1052-nucleotide messenger RNA. RefSeq lists its product as hypothetical. The record is from RefSeq and is a predicted model, not a curated record. Bases 147 to 1052 code for a protein of 301 amino acids. The transcript has 3 exons. NCBI's taxonomy places the organism in Eukaryota, Fungi, Basidiomycota, Exobasidiomycetes, Exobasidiales, Cryptobasidiaceae.
UGAUACAUCAGGUGGAAGAGCACUCGAUCAAGAAAGGGAGGAGAAUGCGCGGAACGUGUUGAAGGGACCUUUACCUUAAGAAGGAAGACGAGGAACUCGAGCUCAAUUCAUUGGUCCCAAAUAUUCACCGAUCAGCCACCUCCAACAUGGUUUCUCUUCGUUUCUCUCUGGCCGCCGCUGUCGUACUGCUCGCCGCCGCUGUGGCGGAUGCUGCCCCAUCCGGCGACGCGCCUUUCGCAUCGAGGAGUAGUCACUCCACUCAGGCAUUCUGCGUCAAGUAUCUCCAGGGCCGAAAACCGGCGAGGUCAACGACGACAAAGAGCAAGACCGCCACGGCAACAUUGCCUGCGGCCACGUCCACCAUCACCAGCACUAUAGAGGUGACUUCGACCGAGACUGACACCGAGACAGACACGUCGUACGUCACCAAGACAGACUUGGAGACGGUGACCGAGACCGAGACCGAGACAGACACAGUGACAUCUACAACAACACUGGCCGCCGCCCGGCGAUCGUUGCCGACGCAGCAGGCGCUGGAGAAGCGAUCCGCUUCAGCCGCACUGCAAAGGGCAAAGUCGUUCUCGUCACAGGUCAUCACCGACGCGUGCCUUCUCAUCGUAUAUGGGACGACACAGUACCCGACUGUGACGGUGACCUCAACCACGACCACCUCAUCGCAGCUGCCAACCAUGACUGCUACUGCAACGACUACCCAUGUCAACUCGGCCACCGAGACGAUGACGGUGUCGGAGACGGACACUGUCACUGUCACUGCCUCGACGACGACAACCACGACUACAACGACGACGACGACGGUCAUUGCCACAGAGACACCGACAGCCGAAGGGUCCUGUGGCGCACCUUCGACGUGUAGCGGAGACAUCUACUCGUGCGGAGCUACUUCGACCUGCGUCUGCGUCGAAAGCGCCAGUGGGCCCACGUCGUGCGUUGCAGACUCGAGCUGCCUGGCUGUCCAAGCGCGCGACGGCCUCAUCGAUCGAGAUGGGAAAAUUGCAAAAACUACCUUCAAGUCGUCUUUUGCGCCGAGGUAA